AUGAGUAAGGAGAACAUCAAGCUCUUACCCCUCUCGGGAAUUGUCUCCUGCUACUCUGCCAUUGCGGCAUUGAUCCUUACCGGCUUUAAGCAUGGAACAUCUCAAUAUCAAGGCCCCGCCCAGUCUUCAACCGACUACACCCCACUUCUGUUUGUCUCUGGUGCCGUCCUGUCACAAUUGUAUGCCUACUACUGGUUGCAAAGUUACACUACCUUUUCUGAGUUCUUUCGCCUCAAGAAGGAAGCCAAAGCCAAGAAAUCGGAUAAGCGUCCUCCCACUCUCGCUGAUUUGAAAUACGGCAACCAUGACAAUCUCGCCAUUCGUUGUGCGGAUCGAUGUGCCGGGAAUUUAUUGGAGCAACUGAUUCCAUUUUUCAUAAGCAUGUUUGUCUAUGCCACCUUUGUGGACGCUGGAAGUGCCGCUCGAAUCGGUUGGGCUUGGUUCACCUUUCGAUCCUACUACUCGUAUGCCUGGAAAAGAUUCCCAUUGCUUUUCGCCUCGACGUUACCAGCUUAUUGCUGCGUAUGGUACAUGAUGGGGUUUGCGAUAUACUCAGCGGCGACAGCCUAG
Molecule: messenger RNA, 570 nt
Organism: Cylindrotheca closterium
Lineage: Eukaryota; Bacillariophyta; Bacillariophyceae; Bacillariales; Bacillariaceae
Source: the annotation of a GenBank genome assembly